Cottoperca gobio is the source of this 2647-nucleotide messenger RNA. It is a transcript of the gene rnf5, whose product is annotated as ring finger protein 5. The transcript has 6 exons. Gene Ontology annotation, biological process: ubiquitin-dependent protein catabolic process. Bases 148 to 783 code for a protein of 211 amino acids. Gene Ontology annotation, molecular function: ubiquitin protein ligase activity; metal ion binding. NCBI's taxonomy places the organism in Eukaryota, Metazoa, Chordata, Actinopteri, Perciformes, Bovichtidae. The record is from RefSeq and is a predicted model, not a curated record. Gene Ontology annotation, cellular component: endoplasmic reticulum.
CCUCAUUUAGCUAGAGCGACAGCAGCAGCAGCCUCGGUCCGGUGACACUUGUCUUCGCUUCUGACACAGCUAACGUUAGCUCGGGUCAGGCCCGGUUGGGUUGGGUUGGGUUGGUACGUUACCUUCCUCAAUUGUAGAGCAAUUAUUAUGGCGGCCGCGGAUCCCCGGUCCUCGAGUGGCGGCGGGCCGGCCAGCAGAGGAGGAUUCCCGGCCGGGGAGAGCAGCAACGACCGCGACGGGCCGGGCGGCAGCGGUGGCGGCGGCGAAGGCGAACCGGAGCGAGACCGGGCCACCUUCGAGUGCAACAUUUGUUUGGACACUGCCCGGGACGCUGUCAUCAGUAUGUGCGGCCACUUGUUCUGCUGGCCCUGUCUUCAUCAAUGGUUGGAGACGCGGCCAAGCAGGCAGCAGUGUCCUGUUUGUAAAGCGGGCAUCAGCAGAGAGAAAGUCAUCCCGCUGUACGGCAGAGGGAGCUCCAGCCAAGAGGACCCCAGGUUGAAAACUCCACCUCGGCCUCAGGGACAGAGAACGGAGCCAGAGAGUCGAGGCGGGAUGUUUCAGGGUUUCGGAGACACUGGCUUUCACAUGUCUUUCGGCAUCGGUGCUUUCCCCUUCGGCUUCUUCACAACAGUCUUCAACGCCAACGACCCCUUUCACAGAGCAGACCCGUAUGCCGGUGAUCAACAAGGCAACCCUAGCCACAACAACGGCAAUAACAACUGGCAAGACUCCCUCUUCCUGUUCGUGGCCAUCUUCUUCUUCUUCUGGCUGCUGAGCGUGUGAGGGGGACCGGACGGGGUGGAUCAAUGAGUGGGAUGGAGGAGCGCAAAAGAAAAACCUCACACACUAAACUCAAGCCACAGACACACUUAUUUUACAUUUCCUAGCAGGUACUAAUUUAGGAAAGUAAAUCAUGAAUCAUGUUGGUCCUCCCUCUAUACUUGCACCUGUACAUAAAUGCACACAGAACAAUACUUGUUGGGGUUCAGAGACAGUAUUAAGUGAUCAGGGUGAGCUACGUAAAGGCUUUUCUUUUUUUGGUGCAGAACAGAGGUUCGGGGUAGUGAGUAAUUCUGUUUCUGUUUUUCACAUUCCUCUUGAAGGUUUAGAGAGAGGGAGGCACGUUGUGGAAAGUUUAAGUGUGGUUAAAUGAGGGAAGAGAGGGAGGGGGUAUGAGAUAACGUAGUGUUUGUAACUUUUUCUUACUCUAAAUGGCCAAAGAGUAGCGGACGAGUCAUGUACGAUGUCGGGGGGGGGGUGAAAAAUGAAAUUGAAUUAUGUUCCUGUUUACAGUUUCCUCGUGAAUUGAACAAGAACUCGUAGAAUUUGCGACUUACGCUUAAACAGAUAGAGAUAGCACAGAUGGAUGCAUUUUUUUUUUUAUAUACAUUUGUCUUAACAAAACCUGCCAUUGCACUGUGAAGUCAUUUGUAGACCGAGCUGUCCUAAAGAUUGGAGCGUAUGCUGGUGUUUAACCACUUGUUGUGUCUUUCCUCACAAAGCUGUACAGACAUGGAUGGGUGUACCGUUAAAGGGCCAGUUUGGGAGACUUUCGCAUCAAUUGAGCAACUUGAGAGAGUAAAAAGCAAUCUGACACACAGUUUGUUAAUGACAGCGGAAACUUUAAAGAGAUAAGUUUUGACGACUGAAGAAGCUCGAUGAGAUUCUACACAAAUGCUUCAUGACGGCAAAUGCAGUGUAACAACUGAGGGGAAUCCUUUCAAGUAGUCGUGGAGGUGAGAAUUUACAGGAAUAACUUUCUGUCAGUUGACUUUUCUUCCUGACUGUAUGUGUCAGUGUGUCUGAGUGAGUGUGUAAACAUUAUAUAUUUGUAUAUAUGAAUAUUGUAAAUGCUGUUUUUACGUGUUUUCUGAGUGGAUGACCAGCCACAGAGGGCGAUAAGAGAACAAUUUGAGCGAGUAGGCCUCAAGAUGCUUUUGUAAAGCAAGUUCCUGGUUUUUCAUGAAUUCCUUCUUUUACUCAAGAAAAUGCUUGCAGCCCAAAUUAAUAACUUUUCUGCCAACCUCUACCAUUAAGUUAAAUAAAUGUUAUGAGUGCAAAAAAGUUUUUCCUUCCCUGCUAAUGUGAUUUGAUAUGAGGGUAUUUACUCUCUGACUUAACUGACACGGGGCACAUUAAUGAUCAGCAGUUGAGCAAUGUAAAAAUAAAGUAACACACAUUCAUCUUAAUAUUUAACAAGCAAAAAGUGCUUCUAACUAUACACAUUCAGAUUAUUUUCAGUUUAAAAUUUAUAGUCUUCAGCCCCAACCGAUGAGGCAAUUGAUCAGAUUUCUCUGGAGCCACAAAAGGCUUCAUAAGACUUUUCUUUUUUACACAUACAUUAGUAUUUCCCAACACAUGUAAACACACUGAUGUGUGUAAUCACUGCAAUUCAGCUGAACUAGAUGUAAUGAAUCAGGCAAGAUUCACACCAAGGUGAGAGAUGAACUCAAGGUCCUCUGUGGGAUGGACAGGAUUGGUACUGGGACUCGUCAUUUCUUGCAUACUUGUCUGUUCAAGCUACACUCCGUAUUAUAAGGCUUAUGUGACACUAAAACAAGUGAUGGAAGUCACCAUUUGACAAAAUAAAACUGGAGACAUUGUGCAAAACCAAAUGAGGUAAGAGAUUAAAACUUCAUUAAAAACA